Molecule: messenger RNA, 1818 nt
Organism: Sclerotinia borealis F-4128
Lineage: Eukaryota; Fungi; Ascomycota; Leotiomycetes; Helotiales; Sclerotiniaceae
Source: the annotation of a GenBank genome assembly
AUGAUCUCAAAACUCCAUAUUGAAGACGAUAUUGCCGCAGCUUUAAAUGCUAUCGUGAAUGGUGUUUCGAUGCGAAAAGCUGCUUUGGAUUAUGGGAUUCCUCGCACUACACUUUAUAAUCGUAUCAAUGGCCGUGUCUCCCAUCAAAAAAGUCAUCAGACUAUGCAAAAGAUUGCCCCGAUUCAGGAGAAACGUUUAGUGGAAUGGAUAUUAGUACAGAAGAGCUUGGGUACUAGUCCUACCCAUCGGCAAAUUCGAGAAAUUGGGGAACGUCUCCUCGAUAUAAAGAACUCGAUUCUACCCUUGGAAAGCGAUGGGAUCGACUCUGCCCGAGUUUCGGGUGCCUCACAUGAUAUUAUCGCACCAUGGUUUCAAAAACUCGAAUUACCAGAGAUUAUCGAUGUAAAACCUGAAAAUCGAUACAAUAUAGACGAGGCUGGUAUAAUGGAGGGUCAGGAUCUCAAUGGCCUAGUAAGUUUGGACAUCUUUUAUCGAGUGUAUUUCAGCGACAGGGCGAGCACUCACGCCACUCGUCAUUUUAAGGGAAAACAUAUUCAACAACAAUGGUUUCCCACUGAUCUUGCUCUUUAUCAGGAUUGGAACUUUAUUGCUACUGAUAAUGGGUGGACUACGGAUGCAACGGGGCUAGAAUGGUUGGAAAAGGUCUUUAUACCUCAAACUACCCCCUCUGAGGCCGGCGAUGCACGAUUACUUAUAUUGAAUGGUUAUGGAAGUCAUGAAACUAUGCCCUUCAUGUACAGAUGCUUCGAAAACAACAUAUAUCUUCUAUUCCUACCACCACAUAUCUCACACGCCCUACAACCAUUAGAUUUAUCAGUCUUCUCACCUCUGAAAAAUGCAUAUCGACAUGCACUCAAUAAUUUGAAUUCUCUCUCUGAUUCUACACCAAUUGGAAAGCGUAGCUUCCUACAUUGCUACCAGAAGGCUAGAAUGGAAGCUCUAAUAGUUCAUAAUAUUAAAGCUGGAUGGAAAGCAUCGGGUCUAUGGCCCAAAAACCGUGCUAAACCCCUUAUGAGUCGAUUAUUGCUCGAGAACAGUAACCAAGAGGUUCUAGCACCUAACCCAGCUUCUGAUGAUGAUCCCCAGCUUCAAUGGAACAUAGGGGCAUCAGCUAUUAUAUGGAAAACCCCUCAAAAAGCAUCUGACCUUCGAUUGUAUGCGUCGACUAUGACCCAAGAAAAAGAGCCUGAUUUGCCAACAAGACGCUUGCUUUUUCGUAAGAUUAUCAAAGCUUUUGAUAUCAAGAAUUAUAAUCUUAUGGAAUCGGGGAAGCGUAUAAAGCAAUUGGAGUAUCAAUUGGAUGCUGUCGUACCUAAGAAAAGACGUAAGGUUGUUACUAGUCCAAAUACCAGGUUUUCAGGGAUUAGAGCUAUUAGGGAGGCACAAAUCGUGGCUGGAGACCGUGGAAUUAAUGCAGAAGAUAGCGAUGAUACAAUUGAAAGUGGUGGUACAGGUGAUUUUAUUGAAUUCCACCCAGCAUCCAGCAAUCCACAUCCCCAAAAAUGUGCAAAUACACCUGCCACCACUCCCACGCCCACUCCCACAAAAACAAAGACGACUCAAAAAAAGCCGCCAUGCCAAUGGAUACAAAUCGCCCAGAUCUUCUGGAACGCCGGUCUCCUCAAUUGUCCAAUCUUCAUCUCCAAUGCUCUAAGAAUCCCAGGACCGAAUGUUAUAAGGGUGUGGUUUGGCCCGCCGGAUUUGAUACCGGAGCCAAGGAAGAGGGGAGUGGAGGAGAAGAAGAAGAAGAAAGAGGUUGAGAGGAGGGGUGGUGUUGAGAUUUGUGGUGUAAUGUGA